AUAAAACACAACAAAUCAUAAACCCGGCGGAGCAGCAGCGGCCACGCGCGCCUCCCCUCCCAAUGAGUUCCUAUUUCGUGAACUCCACCUUCCCCGUCACUCUGGCCAGCGGGCAGGAGUCCUUCCUGGGCCAGCUCCCGCUCUACUCGUCGGGCUAUGCGGACCCGCUGAGGCACUACCCCACGCCCUACGGGCCCGGGCCCGGGCAGGACAAGGGCUUUGCAGCUUCCUCCUAUUACCCGCCGGCCGGCAGCGGCUACGGCCGGGCGGCGCCCUGCGACUACGGGCCGGCGCCGGCCUUCUACCGCGAGAAGGAGUCGGCCUGCGCGCUUUCGGGUGCCGACGAGCCGCCCCCGUUCCACCCGGAGCCGCGGAAGUCCGACUGCGCGCAGGACAAGAGCGUGUUCGGCGAGACGGAGGAGCAGAAGUGCUCCACCCCGGUCUACCCCUGGAUGCAGCGGAUGAAUUCAUGCAACAGUUCCUCCUUUGGGCCCAGUGGCCGGCGAGGCCGCCAGACCUACACGCGCUACCAGACGCUGGAGCUGGAGAAGGAGUUUCACUACAAUCGCUACCUGACGCGGCGGCGGCGCAUCGAGAUCGCGCACGCCCUGUGCCUGACGGAAAGGCAGAUCAAGAUCUGGUUCCAGAACCGGCGCAUGAAGUGGAAAAAGGAGAGCAAACUGCUCAGCGCGUCUCAGCUCAGUGCCGAGGAGGAAGAAGAAAAACCAGCCGAAUGAAGGCGCUGGAAGGGGGCGGGGGGACGCGAAGGGAGAGGCCUUUGGGGAGCCGAGGGCAUCGGAGAGCCCCGAGAAGGCUCUGCGGGCGGGGGAGCCUGGGGACCUGCUCUCCAGCGCGCGACUGGCAGGGCCACUGCUCUCCGGGACGCCCCCGCCCACAGAGCUCUCGCUGGGCGCUGGGAGGCCGCGCUGCCUGAGCCCAGCCAGCACCCCAGCGCCCCCUCCAUCCCCGUGGAACCUCCUCAGCCCAAAGAGGCUCCCCCGUGAGAACUGAGGGCCGGACUCACUUGAUGUUUCCUGGAAGCAGAGCAAAAUGCUCUUGUCCGUGUCGCGUCUCAUUUCGUCCAUGUCCCCCGUGCACGGUUCAAUGGUAGAUUCGCAGUCCCCUCGGCGGGGGCCUCGAAGACUCCCUGACCCCAGACCUCUCUCCCAGCCCCUCCCCAAAGCCACUGGAAGGAGCACAUACUACCUAGAAGUAAGAAGAGGAGCCUCAGAAGAAAACAAAGUUCUAUUUUAUUAAUUUUCUAUGUGUUGUGUUUGUAGUCUUGUCUUAGCUCUGGACGUGAAAUACU
Molecule: messenger RNA, 1309 nt
Organism: Mesoplodon densirostris (Blainville's beaked whale)
Lineage: Eukaryota; Metazoa; Chordata; Mammalia; Artiodactyla; Ziphiidae
Gene: HOXB6
Product: homeobox B6
Exons: 2
Coding region: 63-737 (224 amino acids)
Biological process (GO): anterior/posterior pattern specification; regulation of transcription by RNA polymerase II
Cellular component (GO): nucleus
Molecular function (GO): DNA-binding transcription factor activity, RNA polymerase II-specific; RNA polymerase II cis-regulatory region sequence-specific DNA binding
Source: RefSeq, a predicted model, not a curated record